AGCACCAAGAAAAAAGUUUGGCGCUAUAUCAAAAUUGCAUAGGAGCGGAUCGAGGGAAGGCCCGAGCUAGUUUAAAUCCACCUAAAAGAAAUUUCGUGGGCUGGACUAUGAUUAUUGUGUGCAGCUACUUUUCACAGUGUUCCCUAUGAGUUUUCAUAAGAUGGAGGCGCACCAAUAAAAGCUUUUAUUGGUUUUCUCAAGGCCGGAUGGGCUGCUCACCGUACCACUGCACUGCAUGCUCAUUAUCUAGAGUCCAGAUGAAAUGUGUGGCCUGAAGACUCCAGAUUAUUCUCACCUUGGGCCAACAGACUUUCAGGAUGUUUACGAACCUGCGGAAGACACAUUCCUCCUCCUUGAUGCCUUGGAGAAAGAUGCCAAACUCAUCCGGAGUAUAAGGCCUUGUGUCUGUGUGGAAGUUGGUUCAGGCUCAGGAGUUGUUAUAACAUUUCUUGCUCAGUUGUUGAACAACUUCAGCAUGUGCUUGGGUGUAGAUAGAAACCCUAAAGCAGCUACAAGCACAAAGCGCACAGCCGAACAGAACGGUGUCAAAGUGGAAGUCUUGAACUCUGACCUCUUGAGUGCCCUCCAACCCCGUUUACAUGGGAAGGUUGAUGUGCUGGUUUUUAACCCUCCAUAUGUUGUAACAUCUUCAGAAGAGGUUGAAAGCUCAAGCAUCGCUUCAUCAUGGGCAGGAGGCAAGGAUGGAAGGGAAGUGCUAGACAGGCUUCUACCUCAUGUUGCCAAGCUGCUGUCUGCAGAGGGUGUAUUCUAUUUACUUUUGAUUAAGGAAAACAAUCCUGAUGAAGUUGAACAGAUCUUGGCCGCACAGAAACUUUCUUGUGAGGUUGUAUUAGAAAGACGAGCAGGACCUGAACAUUUGUCAGUGCUUAGAUUUCUUCAUGACUCGAAGAGGUGAUGGUAAUACACCUGGCAAGCUGUCUUGGAAAGCUACUUCAUGGAAAGAAUCCUAAAACAGAACAGUGCAAUUAUAGAAGGCCAGACUGGGCCAGACAGGUGUAGGACUGAAAAUGAA
Acanthaster planci (crown-of-thorns starfish) is the source of this 1033-nucleotide messenger RNA. RefSeq names its product N-6 adenine-specific DNA methyltransferase 1 (gene n6amt1). Gene Ontology annotation, cellular component: eRF1 methyltransferase complex. Gene Ontology annotation, biological process: methylation. Lineage: Eukaryota; Metazoa; Echinodermata; Asteroidea; Valvatida; Acanthasteridae. The record is from RefSeq and is a predicted model, not a curated record. Gene Ontology annotation, molecular function: nucleic acid binding; protein methyltransferase activity; S-adenosylmethionine-dependent methyltransferase activity.